Messenger RNA from Limanda limanda (common dab), 2549 nucleotides. It is a transcript of the gene hdhd5, whose product is annotated as haloacid dehalogenase like hydrolase domain containing 5. Bases 154 to 1509 code for a protein of 451 amino acids. The transcript is spliced from 8 exons. Gene Ontology annotation, cellular component: mitochondrion. Gene Ontology annotation, biological process: glycerophospholipid biosynthetic process. The record is from RefSeq and is a predicted model, not a curated record. Lineage: Eukaryota; Metazoa; Chordata; Actinopteri; Pleuronectiformes; Pleuronectidae.
CUGUUGUGAAGGGAGACAGCUCCACUGACACCGUGAAGAAGAAGAAGAAGAGUUCAGCACUGUGGCAUCAUGAGAUACGUCCACUGACGGUCACCAGCUUUAUCUUUAGUGGAGUAAAGUGUGCCGUUGUUAAACUCACCGCUGCCUGGAGCGAUGCAGAAACUCGUCUCUGUGAGCAGAGUCCUGAAGCUGCUGAGGUUCAGCUGCGAGGGAGCAGCAGGACAUGUCCCCGGCGUGUCCUCCACCUCCAGACCCUACAGCCAUGCCCAUCCUCAGGGCCCCGGCUCCUUCGGGCUCCUCUUCGAUAUCGAUGGGGUGCUGGUGAGGGGCAGGACGCUCAUCCCUGCCGCCAAGCAGUGCUUCAAGAACCUGGUGGACCGCGACGGGAAAUACAAGGUGCCCGUGGUGUUUGUCACCAAUGCUGGGAACUGCAUGAGACAGACAAAAGCCGAACAUCUGUCACAUCUGCUGGAGGUGGAGGUGUCUCCUGACCAGGUGAUGCUUUCCCACAGUCCUUUGCGAAUGUUCACUCAGUUACACAAAAUGCGCGUGCUGGUGUCUGGGCAGGGUCCGGUGGAGGAGGUCGCUCACAACCUGGGCUUUCAGGAUGUUGUUACCAUUGAUAUGCUCAGAGAUGCAUAUCCUCUUCUCGAUAUCGUCGAUCAAAACCGACGGCCCAAAAGCAGUAUUCCACCCACCAAAGGCUUACGGCCGAUAGACGCUGUGAUUUUAUUCGGCGAGCCAAUCAGAUGGGAGACAAACCUGCAGCUUAUUGUUGAUGUGCUCAUGACAAACGGGAACCUAGACAACGCCUGGAGUUCCGUACAGUACCCUCACAUCCCGGUCCUGGCCUGUAACAUGGACCUGCUGUGGAUGGCUGAGGCCAAGGAUCCCAGGUUUGGUCACGGUAUGUUUCUGGUGUGCUUGGAAAGCCUGUACAAGAAGAUCACAGGCUAUGAUCUGAAGUACGAGGCUCUGAUCGGUAAACCCAGCGUUGUCACGUACAACUACGCUGAGCUGCUGGUCAGACAGCAGGCGGAGAGACUCGGCUGGACCACACCGGUGAAGAGGCUGUAUGCUAUAGGCGACAAUCCCAUGGCAGAUAUAUACGGCGCCAACCUCUACAACAGCUACCUCCAGGCUUCUCGGUCUUCCAAGGCCCGGAAGCAGGCUAAGAGUGGGGGAAGUGGUCUCGAGCCCUCUGCAGAAACUGUGGACGAUGUCCCUAAGAUGACAUCAGCCGAGCUUGGCGGAGCGUCCAGUGCAUACGGGGCAGAGGAAGAUCUUCCAGACAAGUGCAGCUCCAUCCUGGUGUGCACUGGCGUGUACAGCAGAGACCAGGAGGAGCUGCCCUCGGACACAACGCAGACCGUCACAGAGCAGCACAUCUUCCACGGCCACCGGGACUUCCGCUUUGACCCCAGCCUCACGCAGCCGUCCUUUAUUGUGCAGGAUGUAAAGGAGGCGGUGGAGCUGGUGUUCGAGCAGGAGGGCUGGCCCCUGGAGUAGGACCAGCUCCAACACAUCCUUACAAAUUGUAGCAGAAGCUCAAGGGUGUGUAUUCUGUUUUAAAUAUAAACUUAUCCACAGGGUAGAUGUAGCUGUUACUGUAACUAAUUCUUCAAGAUUUUCCUCAAGUGCCCUAGAAUCGGCUGCAACAACAAGUUUUAACCAAAUAUAUAAAGGAUAUAGACGUUUUAAUGCGUCAUGUUUUUUAAAUUAAUAUAUUUUUCACAAACAAUACACGCCUCACUGUCUCUUAUCGCUUAAACUACACUGUAUAGUCUGACGUCUGCCCUUCCUUACCUUUGUACACAAUAAUAUCAGAUGUCCUUUACAGAUAGUGUAGGCGCUGAGUUACUUUCUUUUUUUGCGAAACUUGAAAUGAAAUAUCUGUAUGUUCAAUGACCAGAGCUGAGAAAUCUUUUGGGUCUAGACUGAUCCAGAAAAGAUCUGUUGACAGUGUCGCAGAUAAAGAUGGAUUUGAUUAUUUUCUCAACAGUCUGUUAUUUGCCAAACUAGGUCAUCUUGCCUUCCCAGAUACACAGACCCCAGCAGGUCUCAUGUAGAGCCGUCCUGCUGCUUGUUUGCACUGCUCUCACAUUUCAGCUGGAUUUGUUUUUAAACUAGGAUGAACAUGUAACCACUAAUGCUGAUGAGAUUAAGUUGCCAGGUCUCAGUUUAGUACCUCACCAGAUUAGAUUUAGCCUAAUGUUUUAUUUUAUAGAGGAUCUGCAAUUACCACAGUGUUCAAAGCAAUGAAAAAGGUGCUAUUUUUCUGUCCAGUAGUUUUAGUUGUGAAAAUUUUAUGAAGGAUUUGUGAAUUUCUGUAUUUUUUUGUGGAGAGAAUAUUUAAUUACAUCACCAGCACUAGUCAAAAUGUCGUAGUGCUGUUUGUCAUCUUUGUAAGUGACAGGUAUAAAAAUGUAUGAUUUGUAUUUGACUUCAAUUACAGGUUGAAACCGUUAAACACUGGGAAUGUACUGUAAUAGCCAUACUGUGUGAGAGGACAAUUAAAAAAGGCACAAAAACUGCACAUCAAGUGAAAA